This is a messenger RNA of Argiope bruennichi, 694 nucleotides long. RefSeq names its product natterin-4-like. The transcript is spliced from 3 exons. The record is from RefSeq and is a predicted model, not a curated record. The coding region runs from base 145 to 624 and encodes 159 amino acids. Lineage: Eukaryota; Metazoa; Arthropoda; Arachnida; Araneae; Araneidae.
CCAAGACAUGCACAAAGUCCGUUAGUUACUUCUUCCUCUAUCAGGUGCAAAGUUCAGGGUGUGGAAUUGCAAACACUAUAUAUGCCGCGCAGGUGAUACUCCUGUCUAGUUGUUAGAUUGCCUCACCUGUCAUUUAAAACGAAAAUGGCUUACUGUGGACCGACCUCUUACCGACCUGUGGCCGAAUGGGUGCCAGCCUCCAAUGGAAGUGUUCCACCCAAUGCUAUUGAAGUUGGUUAUGACGGAGGCGAUAUCAUCUAUGUCGGACGAGCUCAUCACCAAGGAGACAACAUCCCUGGAAAGUUGGUCCCUUCGCAUGGAAGCUGCUAUGUUGCAUGGGGUGGAGAAGAACAUGCUUACCAUCAAUAUGAAGUGUUGGUUGCCCCUUACGGAGUGAGUUUGGAGUGGAGAUUCGCUUCUGGAUCAGACCUUCCACCUGGCGCCAUCCAAGGUGGAUCUACUGCUGAUGGAGAGCCUUUGUUCAUUGGACGAGUCAACCACGAGGGUGCCAUGUGCAGUGGCAAAGUUCAUCCCAGCCACGGAGUCUUGUACGUGCCUUAUGGUGGAAAUGAAUGUCCUCAUGAUUCUUAUGAAGUAUUAGUUGCCAGAAGCAUCAAUUUCUAAACACAUUCUUAUGAAACAAAUCUGAAUUGAUAAUGAUGAUUUUAUAAAGGAAAUAAAAUGUCUGCUUUCA